UGCGCGCAGGCGCCGCGUGCUGGGCGAGAAGCAACCCCACCUCCCCGCCCGACCGGCCGGUAGCACCACGUUACUUUGAAUGACAGCUCAGCCUCCCCGCUCCCCUUCCCACAGACCUUACUCUCCUCCCUGCACUCCACGCCCUCCCAUUGGCUGGCAAGAAGGGCUCCCGCCGCUCCGCCAGAAACGCUUUCCAGCGAAAGGCUGACAGGCAGACGGAGCCGCGCUCGUUCCAUUGGCCCUCGGCGCCGGACGCGUCACGCACCCACGUUGUUGCGGAGGCAGGCGACUGGCUACUACCGCCAUCUCUCCCCCCUCGCUGAGGGCUGUGGGAGGGGUUGGGUGGCUGGUUAGCUGGAGGAGUGUGAAACCGCGUGUUAAUGCAUACGGUGCGGCGAGCACGGCGCGUCCCGCCCGGCCCGGCUGUUCCCGUCCCGCCGAGCGCAUCCCGCGGGUCUGCAGCGCUCCGUUCCCCCGCGCGGAGCAGGGCACGGCACGGCCGCGCUCCUCGACAGGUCGGAACUUCACCUCGGUGGGGCAGCGCCAGGCAGUGGAGAGUGACGGCGAGGAGAAGGACGAGAAUGGGGAGGAGAUCGCGAUGCACCGCGUGCUGCUGAGGCGCGGAGCCGCUCGGUGCCGGAGGCUGUCGCCCGCCUGACCCCGCGCGGAACGGGCGCUCUCCGCCCUUUGUUGUGGUGUCUCCGUCGCCGCGGGGCCGCCUCGCGCCCGCCCCCCGCGGAGCUCCGCUCCGGCUGCCCCAUGCGCCGCCGGCGGUCGGGAGCAGCGAGGCCGCCCCCGGAGGCUUCCCGCCCGCCCCCCUCGCUGUGACGGCCGCGCCCGGAGCCCCCUAGAGAGCCGCUCGCCCUCACGACUUGCGUCGCCUGUCCCGUGUCACGGAGUUGCAGCGACAGAGCGGCCACAGCCGGAGGAUGUCCCCGCGGCGGAAGCACUGAGCGCCGCGGGGCGGUGUGAGGCACGUUCGGAGCCAUGUUCCCGCAGAGCCGGCACCCCGCGCCUCACCAGGCUGCGGGGCAGCCCUUCAAAUUCACCAUCCCGGAGUCGCUGGAUCGCAUCAAGGAGGAGUUCCAGUUCCUGCAGGCGCAGUACCACAGCCUUAAAUUGGAAUGUGAGAAACUGGCAAGUGAGAAGACAGAAAUGCAGAGGCACUAUGUGAUGUAUUAUGAAAUGUCAUAUGGAUUAAACAUUGAAAUGCACAAGCAGACAGAAAUCGCCAAGAGAUUGAAUACAAUUUGUGCACAAGUCAUCCCAUUUUUGUCUCAGGAACAUCAGCAGCAAGUGGCUCAAGCUGUAGAACGUGCCAAACAAGUGACCAUGGCUGAACUGAAUGCCAUCAUCGGGGUACGUGGCCUUCCAGGUCUACCUCCUACACAGCAGCAGUUGCAGGCUCAACAUCUCUCCCAUGGCCAUGGACCUCCAGUGCCUCUAACACCACAUCCAUCAGGACUUCAGCCUUCAGGAAUCCCUCCCAUUGGCAGCAGUGCUGGCCUUCUGGCACUGUCCAGUGCAUUGGGUGGUCAGUCUCACUUGGCAAUAAAAGAUGACAAGAAGCAUCACGAUGCAGAGCACCACAGAGACAGAGAGCCAGGCACAAGUAAUUCUCUGUUGGUCCCAGACAGUCUGCGAAGCACAGAUAGACGCAGGAAUGGCCCUGAAUAUUCCAAUGACAUCAAAAAGAGAAAGGUGGAUGAUAAGGAUUCCAGCCACUAUGACAGUGAUGGGGACAAGAGUGAUGAUAACUUGGUUGUUGAUGUAUCCAAUGAGGAUCCUUCAUCUCCACGGGCAAGUCCUACUCAUUCACCACGUGAAAAUGGUAUAGAUAAAAGCCGCUUGCUGAAGAAAGAUGCUUCUAGCAGUCCAGCAUCUACAGCCUCUUCAGGAAGUUCCACUUCUCUCAAAUCCAAAGAAAUGAGUUUGCAUGAAAAAGCCAGCACGCCUGUUCUGAAAUCUAGCACACCGACUCCUCGAAGUGAUGUGCCAACUCCAGGCACUAGUGCAACUCCAGGACUUCGUCCAGGCCUUGGCAAGCCUCCAACAAUGGACCCUCUGGUUAACCAGGCUGCUGCAGGUUUGCGCACACCUUUGGCUGUACAAGGGCCAUACCCUGCUCCAUUUGGAAUGGUGCCUCAUGCUGGCAUGAAUGGAGAACUAACCAGUCCAGGGGCAGCAUACGCCAGCCUGCACAACAUGUCACCCCAGAUGAGUGCGGCUGCCGCAGCAGCUGCCGUGGUUGCCUAUGGAAGAUCUCCUAUGGUUGGGUUCGAUCCUCCUCCUCACAUGAGAGUACCUGGAAUCCCACCAAAUAUUGCAGGGAUUCCUGGGGGAAAGCCAGCCUACUCCUUUCAUGUUACUGCAGAUGGCCAGAUGCAGCCUGUUCCUUUCCCUCCUGAUGCCCUCAUUGGUCCGGGAAUCCCUCGCCAUGCCCGUCAGAUCAACACUCUGAAUCAUGGGGAAGUUGUGUGUGCAGUUACCAUCAGCAACCCCACAAGACAUGUGUACACGGGUGGCAAGGGGUGUGUCAAAGUCUGGGAUAUCAGCCAGCCUGGCAACAAGAGCCCUGUCUCUCAGCUCGACUGCCUGAACAGAGAUAACUACAUCCGCUCCUGCAAAUUGCUCCCUGACGGCCGCACCCUGAUUGUUGGUGGGGAAGCCAGCACAUUAUCCAUAUGGGACUUGGCAGCACCAACUCCUCGUAUAAAAGCAGAGCUUACAUCCUCAGCUCCUGCCUGCUAUGCUUUGGCUAUCAGCCCUGACUCCAAGGUCUGCUUUUCCUGCUGCAGUGAUGGGAACAUUGCAGUGUGGGAUCUGCACAAUCAAACACUGGUCAGGCAAUUCCAGGGUCACACAGACGGGGCCAGCUGCAUUGACAUUUCUAAUGAUGGUACCAAGCUCUGGACAGGAGGUUUGGAUAACACUGUCAGAUCCUGGGACUUGAGAGAAGGGAGGCAGCUACAACAGCAUGACUUCACAUCACAGAUAUUUUCCCUUGGUUAUUGUCCUACCGGUGAAUGGCUAGCUGUGGGAAUGGAAAGCAGCAAUGUGGAAGUGCUACAUGUAAAUAAACCAGACAAAUAUCAGCUGCACCUUCAUGAGAGUUGUGUAUUGUCACUCAAAUUUGCUUACUGUGGUAAAUGGUUUGUGAGUACAGGGAAGGAUAACCUUCUUAAUGCAUGGAGAACUCCUUAUGGAGCUAGCAUAUUCCAGUCCAAAGAAUCUUCAUCAGUGCUUAGCUGUGACAUCUCUGUGGAUGAUAAAUACAUAGUCACUGGCUCUGGAGACAAAAAAGCUACAGUCUAUGAAGUUAUCUACUGAAAAUAUGAUGGGGAUAUAACUUUUAGAAGUUGAGCUGGGCCAAAAUUGUUCUUAAUUGUAGAAUUAGAAAGGUUUUGCCUUUUAAAAAGGAAUUAAAGUAUUGAGGUUCCAGACCUUGUGAUGAAACUACUCCAGUUUUUCAAAAUAGAAGGCAACAUCCAGCAACUUAAGUACUGGCUGUGUGGACCAAACAGAACACAGAAGCAAGAUGGACAGAUGUAGUCUAGGUUUUUGACAUAGUUUAAAAGCCGAGUCUGCUAAAGAAUGUUGAACCCUUUUUAUUUUAUUUUUUUCUUUCUUUAUGACCUCAUGCAAAUUGUUCAUAUUGCCUGAAUAUGGGGAUAACCUUUCUGUUCCUUGCAAUUCAAUUUGCAUCCUGUCCUGUGUAUUGCAGUGGUGUCUCAGAUGAACUCGUUUCCUGAUUUUGCAUCUUGUGAUAUGUUUUUGUAUUUUUGUUGAAGGUCAAACAUUUGUAUAAAUUGUAAAUAUAUUUAGUUUAUUACAGUAAAGGCUUUAGUAUGAACAACCACUCUUCUUCUCCCCUUCCUCUUUCCACUCCUCUUCCCUCCCACUCCUCACCCUUGCUUAUUUAAAAAACCUUUUGGGGAUAUAAGUAACUUUUUAGAAGCAAAAGUGAACACUAUGUAUAGUUUGAAAACUGUAUCUUAUUCUUUAUAACUUACUAGGUCAUACUUCAAAGUAAUUGUUUUGACACAUUAGGGUAUCAAAUCCAGUAGAUACUGUCUUGUGCUGCAAGAGAACUAAAAGGCAAUUUUGUACUAAUUAUAGUGUAAAUAUAAAAAUUGAACAUUUCAUAAAGUUGUGCAGUUUGUUUUAAGUUUA
Molecule: messenger RNA, 4173 nt
Organism: Coturnix japonica (Japanese quail)
Lineage: Eukaryota; Metazoa; Chordata; Aves; Galliformes; Phasianidae
Gene: TLE1
Product: TLE family member 1, transcriptional corepressor
Biological process (GO): regulation of DNA-templated transcription; negative regulation of canonical Wnt signaling pathway
Cellular component (GO): nucleus; transcription regulator complex
Molecular function (GO): transcription corepressor activity; protein binding
Source: RefSeq, a predicted model, not a curated record